AUUAAAAAUAACUUUACUAUAGCAUCUUAUUAAAUAAUUUUCCGUAGUGUGGUAGCGCUGGGAGGAGAGAAGCUUAGUUUAUUCUAGAGACAACUUCACGAAUAUACCUUACUUCGUACUUCUAUAAUUCUAACCCAGCAAAAAGUUGCUAUAAUUUAAAAUAUAAAUUUAAAUAAAAAAUUAUCCUAUAUUUUAUAGAACUAUUUUGUAAAGUUAAAAAAUUGAAAUUCAAUUUUCAUUAUUUUAAAUCAAUCACAUCUUACAUGUUUAUAUCACUAAGUAAUAUAUCAGUACUUCACAUCACAAUUUAUGAAAUCAUUUUGUUUUCGAAAAUAUUAAAUAUUUACGCUAAAAAGUUAUUUUGCAAUUUCUAUUAAGUACACUCACAAGAUGGGCGACUUUGGCUAUAAUCCUGCUCACAUAUAUUAUUACAAUCAUCACGGUUUUUUGGUUGAAUUUUACGAUAAUGAUUCUGAAGAAGAUUAUUAUGACUCAGAAGAAGAAGUCUAUUUCGAUCAGCUGGAUGAUGCUGCUGAGCCAAAUGGAAUAAUAAUUGAAGAUAUUUUUGAUCAACCAGAUUACGAUGAAGAUGUUUAUGAUCAACCAUAUUACGUUGAAGAUGUUUACGAUCAACUUCCUGUUGAAGAAAAUGGUGGAAGUGAUUAUGAAGAUAGUUAUGAUACCCAAGAUGAUGUGGAGAAUGUCGAUCUUCCAAACGAUUAUGUUGAAGACUUAAGUUACCAUGAUGCUAAUGAUGUUCCGGAAUAUUAUGAUGAUUAUAUUUCUGAUAAUGAAGCUGAUUAUUGGGAGAAUUACCAAAAUGAUUACGAAAGCUCAAGUUAUUAUGUCGAUUCUGAUGAUUACUUCAGUGAUUAGGACCAAAGAUGCGCCCUGGAUGUUUGGUUUUUUCUGAAGUUCGUUUUUCUUCGUUCAAAUGUAUAUACCUAAUGUUAAGUAUCAUUUUUUUGAAUAUCCCGUUAUAUUUAAUUAAUAUU
Molecule: messenger RNA, 995 nt
Organism: Cotesia glomerata
Lineage: Eukaryota; Metazoa; Arthropoda; Insecta; Hymenoptera; Braconidae
Product: cytadherence high molecular weight protein 3-like
Exons: 3
Coding region: 391-876 (161 amino acids)
Source: RefSeq, a predicted model, not a curated record